This is a messenger RNA of Budorcas taxicolor (takin), 396 nucleotides long. It is a transcript of the gene SPMIP11, whose product is annotated as testis expressed 49. The transcript is spliced from 4 exons. The record is from RefSeq and is a predicted model, not a curated record. The coding region runs from base 1 to 396 and encodes 131 amino acids. Lineage: Eukaryota; Metazoa; Chordata; Mammalia; Artiodactyla; Bovidae.
AUGGCCUUCUUCAACUUAUAUCUGUUAGGAUAUCAAAAUUCCUUUCAGAACAAGAAGAGGGACAAACCUGAAGAAACAAACCAGAAGGAUCCAGUGCCCACGAGGCUUCCCCCUAUUUCCUCAGAAGAUGGGAAUUAUUCUGUGCACCAAAAUAGCCACACAAAGUACCACGAAGCUGUUCGGAAGGUAUCGUUAAAGACAUUCCCUAAUCAAGUCUUCAGGGUCCCCCUGACUGAUGCUCAGAACUUCAGCUUCUGGCGGUCCAAUGCUGCAGGAGUGCGCCCAGAAGAGACCAUGCCGUGGAUCCGGAACCCCCGCCACUGCCUCAUCAAAAGCGCAAUGACCAGGUUUAUGGAUCACUCUAUUCUCAAUGACAGGAACUUCAGUCUGUAUUAA